CGAAGCAUGUAUGAAUACGUUUAGAAUUCCGAAGCAUCAAAACCGGAGCCUCAAAUCGAAAGCGCUCCACAUACCGACCCGAACGGAAAACAAAUUCUUUCUAUCGAUAAACCCGUGAAUCCCUAAAAUCCCUAAAAAAAUCGAAACUAACGAUGGCGGCGAUGGCGGAAGCCACGGCGGAGUCACAGAACACGAUACUCCCGGAGGAUCUGAUUAUCGAAAUCCUUUCUAGAUUUGAACCAAGCGAUUAUCUGCAAUUGAGGUGCGUAUGCAAGUGGUGGAAAUCACUUGUUCUUGAUCGUUAUUUUUUGGAGAAGCACAUUCGGAUAUCGGUAACUGAAAUCAUGUAUCUAGUUUGUAAUGCCGUAAAACGAUUAAAGCCUUUCGAGUUGCAUCGAAAAGAAGAAGAAGAUGAAGAAGCAGUAGAAGAAGAAGACUUUGAUGAUGACGAAGAAGAUUUUGAUGAUGAUGAAGAAGUAGUAGAAGAAGAAGAUUUUGAUGAAGAAGAAGAAGACGUCGAUGGUGCUGGUUCGGAAGAAGAGAAAGAAUCGGCGUGGAAAGUAGUUAUUGAGUUUCUCCGGCAGAAGGAGGCAGUUCCGUUGGAUAAUUUUUUGAAGAUUUUGAGGGGUAUCAAAGAGCAAUAUGAAAGUAUCAGAGAUGAUAUGCAAAUAGCGGAGGAUAUAGUGAAAUGUCUCCAAAACAUUCUGCAGGUCCGUUUAUCUCAAGUCAUGAAUCAGUCAACAAUUCUAUUUUGAAGAUUUAGAAAUGGAAAGGUCUAAGAAAAAUGCAAGACUAUUUAUAGAGUUUGUCACAUUAAUAAGGAUGGGUGUAUGGACCAAACCUGAAUUGGAACUUCUAAAGAAAAGGUUUGUGGUAGAAAUGAUAAAGUGGAUUGGUGAAGUGGGUUUAGAGCAAAAAUUGGAAUCAUUAUGGCAAAUUUUGCUGAAUGGGGAGGAAUCAUUCAUAGUUUUUAGUUGGUAUGUGAAGCAGGCUGGCCAAAGAUUAUCCUUGAGAUGGACAAUGUUGGUAUUGAUAUUGCUAUCAACAAAAUAUUCCUUGUAUUAACUACUAGUAUAAUUUCCUGUCCAAAUCACCAAAUAUUGAAGAUAAAUUGGAUCGUUAGAACAAUUCAAAUUGAUAGAUCCCAUAAUGAAUUGCAAAUUUCGCAGCUUCUUGGAGUUUGGACAACCGCUUGAGACAUUAUAUAAACCAAAAUUCUGCACUUGUUCUUUA
Molecule: messenger RNA, 1233 nt
Organism: Medicago truncatula (barrel medic)
Lineage: Eukaryota; Viridiplantae; Streptophyta; Magnoliopsida; Fabales; Fabaceae
Product: transcription initiation factor TFIID subunit 7-like
Exons: 2
Coding region: 153-755 (200 amino acids)
Molecular function (GO): protein binding
Source: RefSeq, a predicted model, not a curated record